This is a messenger RNA of Nasonia vitripennis (jewel wasp), 4469 nucleotides long. Its product is annotated as ribosomal protein S6 kinase beta-1. Gene Ontology annotation, biological process: signal transduction; protein phosphorylation. The transcript has 12 exons. Gene Ontology annotation, molecular function: protein serine/threonine kinase activity; ATP binding. The record is from RefSeq and is a predicted model, not a curated record. Bases 392 to 1756 code for a protein of 454 amino acids. Lineage: Eukaryota; Metazoa; Arthropoda; Insecta; Hymenoptera; Pteromalidae.
UAGCUAUAGCUCGUUCGCACUGGGUGGGAGGAGCCGAUUUUCGUGUUCUUCGCGGAGUCCCCCUCCCUGUCUCUCUCAUCGCGCAACUACUUACUACUGGCAGAGCCCAGUCUAGGGAAAGGGAACAAACUGCUUUGCAAACUGCAACGCGUGCGUGUGCAUCGUAGCAGCAUAUCUUCGUGCUAGAGUUUUCCUAUAUCCUGCUGCUAGUGCGUUGUAGUUCCCGCACACGUUGCUGCGCCGUCUGUAGUUUUCGAGUCGUAUACCGUAUACCGUCGAGCAUAGUCGCGUGCGUGUAGUAAGAAAGUGCCGUGUGUUUUCGUGGAGGCGCUGGAUCGUCGUGCGUUGAUACCCAUCAGGAGCUGCUGCUGCAGCAGCUGCUGUUGAAGGGAUGGCGGCAGUCUUCGACAUUGAACUGCACGACGCGGACGACGUGGUGAGGGAAGACUCCGAAGACGACGUCAUCGAGAUCGGCGAGGAGGAAUACGAUGCCCACCCCAACGUCAAUGAAAUCCUUGAUUCUGAUGGAGUUGAAACUGUAGCAAUAUCAGAGCAAAAUGUGAACCAAGGAAGAGAGAGGGCUGGACCUCAAGACUUUGAACUAUGCAAGGUCAUAGGCAAAGGUGGAUAUGGCAAAGUAUUUCAAGUACGCAAAAUUACCGGCAACGACAGUGGUACUAUUUUUGCCAUGAAGGUGCUGCGCAAAGCGUCUAUAAUAAGAAAUCAAAAAGAUACUGCCCACACUAAAGCUGAAAGAAACAUUCUGGAAGCUGUGAAGCAUCCUUUUAUUGUUGACUUGAUGUAUGCUUUCCAAACUGGAGGCAAACUAUACUUGAUUCUUGAAUACAUGUGUGGAGGUGAACUUUUCCGGCAUUUAAAUGAUGAGGGCAUAUUCUUGGAAGAUACUGCUUGCUUUUAUUUGUCUGAGAUAAUAUUAGCACUGCAACAUCUUCAUCUGCAAGGCAUUAUAUAUAGAGAUUUAAAACCAGAGAACAUUUUACUGGAUGCAGAGGGUCAUAUUAAACUUACAGACUUUGGACUCUGCAAGGAACAUAUUCAAGAAGGGACUGUCACACACACAUUUUGUGGUACCAUUGAAUACAUGGCCCCUGAAAUUUUGACCAGAAGCGGCCAUGGUAAGGCAGUAGAUUGGUGGAGUCUUGGUACUCUUAUGUAUGACAUGCUUACUGGAUCUCCUCCAUUCACCUCUAAUAAUAGAAGAAGUACAAUUGAAAAAAUAUUGAGAGGCAAGCUAGUUUUACCGCAAUAUUUGACUCCAGAUGCACGCGAUUUGAUUCGUAAAUUACUGAAGCGACAAGUUGCACAAAGAUUAGGCUCAGCUCCAGCUGAUGCUGAAGCAAUAAAGAACCAUCAAUUCUUCAAGCAUAUCUGUUGGCAUGACGUUAUAGCUCGCAAAUUAGAACCACCAUUCAAGCCCACAUUGGCGAGCGAAGAUGACGUUUCACAAUUUGAUAAACGAUUCACAACAUCAGCACCAAUCGAUUCUCCUGCUGAAUGUACAUUAAGCGAAUCUGCUAAUAAAGUUUUUCAAGGAUUUACAUAUGUUGCACCAAGCAUACUGGAAGACAUGUGUCAACCUAGAGUAGUCAAUGCUAGAAGUCCACGUAAAAAUAACAUGCGUGGAUUCUCCCCUCGUGGCAAUCAUUUUAACUUGCAUAAUUCGCACAUGCAAAGUCAUAGGCAUAAUGGUGUCGGACAAAGCAUAGAAGAUGCAGAAAUGAUUGAAAUAGGGUAAAUUUUGGGUUACUUAUUGCUUAUUAUUUAAUAUCGCCGCCUAGCUAUUGGGCUUCUGAGAUUAGCGCUCAAGUCUCAGGGAGGGAUUUUAUAAAUAUCACAGUUAUACAGGAGGGUUGAUUGACUAUGUAUGCAAUAUACAGUAGAUGCCCAAUGGCUAUGCAUAGUUAAUUUUUUUUAUUCGUGUACUACGAAUAACUACAAAUAUAUUAGCAAAGAGAUUGUUAUGCCUGAUGAGCAGCAGUGUUGAUACCAGACAGCUUUUUGAAAAGCCUUAAAUAAGCAUAUUUAUCAUCCGAGUCAUUUAGAAAAAAUUUUUUUAUUUCAGAAAAAAUGUCAUAUUACGAUAUAUUACAUUUGUUUGUUUUUAUCUUUUGAUUUAUAUUUGUAUAAUCCGAAAAAAAGUAAAAGCUAUUUAGUAAUUAUUAUACCAGUGAUUCAGCGUUUUCAUAAAAAUUUCUAAAUAGUGUUUUGAUACUUUUAUUUUGUCGUUUUCUUGUGAGAUUUAAAGCAUACUAAAAUCACUUACGAUCUCAAAAAAAAAAGAUAAGACUUGUAUGACAAUUAUUCUGAAUAGUUUACAUGACUGCUUAUACCACAGUCUAGAGCAGCUGCAUCAGUCAUAAUCAGUGGUUGAAAGAUGUGUAAUAGUACCGUUAUGAAAGUUUGAGCCUCUAUGACAAAAGAAAUUUUACACUUUCUAUUGCGAUCCAUAUAAACUAAAUAUUUAGGUAAGAAUUAAAUCUUUUUUACAAUCCAUUAAAAUGUAAUAUAUAAAGGCCUAGCUGCUGUAUUUGUUCAGUCGCUCAAAGCUUGCCCUACAUCGGCUGAUUACUCAAAAUUGUACACUGAUGUAUACCGUUUUUUCUACAUAGGAUCAAUGAAAAUAUCACUGUAGGGAGUUGUGUAGGGAGUUUCCAUUGCAAACGAAAGAGAGACGAAUAAGUUGCUUACUCGUUCAGUUUGUCUAGACUCUGAGGAAGAGAAAAUUAUUGCCAUUGUGUUUUAUUUCUUUAUUACGCUGUAUUUACUUAUCAGUCUGAUUUGUUUCGCACACUUAAAGUCGCUAGUGUUCAUGGUAAUAGCUACUUAGGCUUUGAGUUACGAUUUGUCUUAACGAACGACUCUUGCGUUGAAAAGAAAAACUUCUAUAGAUCAAUGAAUUGACUAAGUUAAAGAAACUAUUUAAACGAAGUGACGAUUUAAUUAACAAAUCACUUAAACUUCAACUGCCCAAGUGUUCAGGUCGCUGCUACCGACUUACAAUUUACCUUUCAUAUACAAAUAUAUAGUUAUAAAUUUAACCAGUUUAUAGUCGAGAUGCCAAGGUGGCCGCCGAGCUCCUCUUUACCUCUUCUCUAUGACUCUAUGACUAUAUGAAAUAUAUGUUAUAUAGCAUCGAGACUUUUCGCACUAAGCUUUCCCCGUUUUACCUAUAUAAAUAUAUAAAAAGGCUCGGGAGCGGCACCGUUGCGUCUCGACCGCGCACGAGUUGACACAAAUUAACUGCGACUGCAUAUACUACUGUAUACUAGCUCUUCAUCAAUAAGAUUGUAAUAUUCGUAAACAGUUUGUAUUAUACAUGAACGUGCGAAUUUUCACGAGUCACGACACUUUACGCGAGCAAAGCAUUUUUUUCCCCGAUUGUUAUAGCAAAAGACGCCAAACUUACCCGUACACGAAAGGAAAAACCAUAUAAUAAUUUCGUGCCUAUUAGACGUACACUAUUAUACAUAUUAUAUAUACAUAUAAUGGUCCUGAAACGGUUGUGCUUUUGAUGACUUUUUUAGACAAAGAAAAUAAAAAGAGCGAGAUGCAAUUGCCUCGUCAAGUGCCGUUGGGAAACUGCCGCACGAAACUUACGAUAACGUAUUAAAGAAAGAAAAAAUAAUUGAAUUCUUUAUAUGAAUAACAAUCGCGUUAUGAAACAUGAAAAAUCUACGUUACUACUAUAUAAUUAUUUUAUAAGUAUAUACAUAAUGUGCUUUAGCAAUAUCGCUUCAAACCGGGACAAGAUGAUGAUUAAGAGAGUUAAAGGUUACUUGUAUAAAGUUUAGUCGAUUUUUUUAGCAAUUGCGCGUUCAAGCGAUCCCACGAUUUUAUCAGUUUUCAUAUUUCCGUUUUUUCCCUGCGAAUUAUUCACCUGCACAGCGUCGUGAUGACAGGUAAACAUGGCGUCAGAAGCAUUUGUAAUUAUAAUCAUCUUGUAUCGGCGAUGAGAGAAUUGAGUACAUUUUAUUCUAUUAUUAAUUUAUAGAUAUAAUAUUUGAACGUGUGACAUGGCAUAUUCUUACUCUAAAACAAACGAAAAAUGAAUUAGACGUUGCGCGAAGAAAGGCGAAAAGAAAAUAUCGAAAUUCCUUCUUUUUUUAUUAUCAGUGUACCUAAAAUUGUCAAAUUAAUAAUUUCCGUAGUUCGCCUCGAUGGCACGAGUCAUGCUAAGGUUAUAGUACCGCUGAAGUAUGAGAAGUAAACGGUCUAUGUAACCGGUAAUAAUGGAGCUACUAGCCAAAAGAAAGAUAAACGAUAGCUAAUAUCUAUUGAUAUUGUCUUUUGUAUACCUCCGAAUCGUGUUUGCGAAUAGAUGUUUUUGGUUUAGCGAAACAAGCUUUCUUUGCUAUCUCGAAGCAUAAGAAGAUGAAUUAACGAUGUAAGAUGAUGUCUUUUUUUAACAGAGUUUUGUUGAUGUUUAAAAUAAAUGUUAAUAACAUAUA